Molecule: messenger RNA, 1692 nt
Organism: Teleopsis dalmanni
Lineage: Eukaryota; Metazoa; Arthropoda; Insecta; Diptera; Diopsidae
Exons: 3
Coding region: 1088-1588 (166 amino acids)
Source: RefSeq, a predicted model, not a curated record
ACUAAAUCAUUUCAUAUGAAAUUCAUGCAUUUUAGCUUUUUUGUUCAGUUCACAUUCCAUAAAACCAAUACUCAGUUUAUAAGUCACCACCCGUGGGUGUAAUCGCUACACGGAGUUCCAAUGUACACUUAUCAUAAAAAUGUAAUGAAAUGAAAAUAUGAGAAGGAAACCAAUGACGACCGGAUGUAAUGCGGUUUAAAGACAUUUGUGGUAAAAGCUACAGCAGCAGACAUCAAACCCCAUUUCCGUUUUGCGUUCUAGCAUUGAAAUGAAUGAAUAACUGUUUGCAUAUAUGGAUGGGCAUGAGUGCUGAUACAGAUACUUAUUGACCUACCAAUCUCUUAAAAAUGCAUGAGCAAAAGCCAUAUGCACAAUCUUUAAUUAUAUAUUUUGCAUGUACAACAAAUGUGUGCUAUUGCAUAAAAGAACUACAUUUUUAACAGUCCAAAUCUUUUAGUACAAAAGUAACUCUAAUUCCCUAAACCGUACUUCAAAAUGCAUAAGUCCAAGCGAAUAUUUACGAAUUAGCACGCCAUUAUUAACAGUUACUUAUUGCGGAAUCCAAAACUUUAUGCAAUAAAAAAAUAAAAUUUAAAGUCCCUAAAAUCAUGUCAAUAUUAUAUUACCUGUACCAAGUAACUGUACAAAAAAAUAGGAAAUAAUCGAACGAGAAUUUCAUGCUGCUUUAUCGUCCGAAAAGACAGCAGCUGGCUUUUCUAGUGUGGAUGGACAUCAUGCACAAGCAACUUCAACAAAACCUCCUUCAACGGAUGCACCGCACGUACACUGGCAACCUCAACAGAGUGGGUUUUUCAGUUCUGCAGUACAAAAUAUACGUGCACGUUCAGUUAGACGUAGACAAAACGGGGACUUGGGUGAAAGCAUUGAUCAACCGUACAGGCAACAGCAUACACAAGUAACAACAGAUCCCGUUUAUACUGAGCCUGUAUUUAUCAAUACACCAGCGGAGAGCAGCAUUACCGUUCCACCAGUUACAGCUGUCACAUCUGUUAGUAUUGAGGAUGAUUCAAAUGUAUCAUCUCAACCGAUCUUAACUGAACCCCCAAGUCUACGUCAAUCACGCUCAAUGUCCACCAACACACCACCACUUAUUCUACGUGGCGAAAAUAUUCGAGUCGAUAUACAUGAUACACCUACGAAUCAACAGCAAAAUAUGUCGACCACUGAUAUGGCCGAACAGCUACAACCAUUAAAACCACCUAGAAGAAAGAGCUCACGUUCAACUUCACCGUCGCGUGGAUUCGAUACGAUCGAACAAUGUCUUGGAGCAUCCGGCGUAAACGGUAAUAAUGGCGGAGAUGCUGAAGAUGGUGAGAAAAAGCGAGACACCAGCGGUCCUAAUGAAAUCGUGGCUUGUACAACUUGCGGUGGCAGUAGCAGUCCCUGUACCCACUCCGCAAACAACGGCUGCGCUACAGAGACUUGCUUCGUACAAGUGCGCAAAAAGGAACCGCCUCACCCAAUUCGAGUAGCGAAAACGAUCGAUGUCAUCGCAAGAAUUACAUUUCCAACUGCUUACGCGAUUUUCCUGAUUUUCUUCUUUGUGCACUACAAAGGAUUUUCAUAAAACUCUUGCUGAAAACCAUGCAAUUAGAUAUAUUGAAACAAUUUAGAUACAACACAACACAAGUAAAAAUUUAAAAUUAAAUACAGCAACACAUACACACACAA